AUCAAAGCAACGAAGAAACCAUGAGGAUUCUACGGGCUCGCCUCGUGAAAGGGAGAAUGCCGUCACUGUAUCCUUCUCCUCAAUCCCGCGGUUGGUGUUCGUCCAAAGGAAACCGUGGAGAAGUUGAAGAGAUCCCCACGAAACGGUUGGAAGCAAUAGAGGAGGAGAUGAGAGAGAUGAGACGGGACAUGAGUACGAUGAAGAGCAAGCUAGGGGAAAUCUCAAAGGCGAACCAAGAUUUGGUAGAGUUCAAAGAUCAGGUCAAAAGACAGGAAGGUAAGGAAGAAGGGAGAACAAUGUUUUUAACAAAAAGAGAGAGAAAAAAGUUUGCUUAUUAUGCUAAGGUGAGCAUGCUGGCCUGUCAUUUCCAACUGAUGAUCUCCCUAAUUUAGUUUUGUCGGCUUUUUGGAAUCGCACUCUAAUUCUCAUGUGUUGUUUCAGUCUCUCUCUCUCUCUCUCUCUUUUAAUGUUAAAUCGUGAGUGGGAACACGAGUUGACUCAAUGAACCCUAGAUUUCUAAUUUUCUAGUAUGCGUAUAUAUAUAUGUGUGUGUGUUUUUAUGUAUUUUUUUUUAUCUGAGUUAAAGCAGAGAUUGGUAGCUCUGUUAACUGAA
This is a messenger RNA of Tarenaya hassleriana, 613 nucleotides long. RefSeq lists its product as uncharacterized. The record is from RefSeq and is a predicted model, not a curated record. The transcript has 3 exons. NCBI's taxonomy places the organism in Eukaryota, Viridiplantae, Streptophyta, Magnoliopsida, Brassicales, Cleomaceae. The coding region runs from base 21 to 392 and encodes 123 amino acids.